GAGAGAAUACCCUGGACGGAGUUGGGUGGUGAUUUUGCUUUAUCAUGGAUUCACACAAUACAAAGGCAAACAAGCAUGGAUGUCAGGUCAAAUACAAGCAGGCACGAGAAGAGCGAAAAAAGCUCAUCACCCCUGCACACAACUACAUCAUUGACAUCCUGGCUGACAGGCUGUUCUUGGAGCCAACAGCAGUAGAGGAAUUUAUUUUAGAUUCAUCUUUGGCUACUUUUGAUAAUUUCUUCGCUGAAGGAGGUUGUAAAACCAUUUCUUUUGUGUAUCAAGAGGCUGAAGUUCCAGGAAUAGAGUGUGGCCGCUCAUAUCCUGGGACUACCAAAGGGGGAAAAGUACACAGACUGUUUUUAGCAAAUUUGUCUCAGACAUGCCUUACAGGUGUUUGCUGCUCUUUCACACGGAAUACAGUGGACAGUCCUGUGAAUUCAGAAAACAUACAUGUGGUAAGACAGUCAUUUAUGUGUAAAGUGGAGAUAAUGUUUUCAAUGAUUGAUGCGAGAGAUGGCCUCCUGAAAGGAAUGAGGAAUGCCUACAACUUCCUGCUACCAGCUCUUGAUGCAAAACAAAACUGGGGUGUCUUAAAUAAGACUAGACGCGGAGCAAAACUUAAAAAGAACUUCAAGUACACCAUAAAGCGCUGUCUUAGCACCUUAGAUGACCUCCAGAUGAACAUCGAGAACAUUGUUCAUCUGAAAACAGUCACAGAUAUUGACUUAUCUAAAUUGGCCACCCUUGAUAAUAUGAAAGUUGCGGCUGCCAACUUUGACACGGUGCAGCAACUUGAAGAAAUUCUGAUGCAAUGGUACAAGCAAAUCAAGGAGGUCCUGGUAGAAACUAGUCAGUUGAGGAAACUAGAUGAUUCUGCAGGGCCACUGUGUGAGCUUCAGUACUGGCAAAGAAUGUCUUUGAGGUUCAACUCCAUCAUCAGUCAUAUCAAAGGCCCAGAGUGUAAGGCAGUGGUAAUGGUGCUCCAUAUCAGCCAUUCCAAGGUUAUGAAGAUGUGGCAGAACAUGGAUUCCAGUUUAACAGAUCGUGCAAAUGAGGCAAAAGACAAUGUAAAGUUCCUGUGCACACUGGAGAAAGUCUGUCAACCUCUUUACAACAGUGACCCGGUCACCAUGAUGGGAAGCGUGCAGAACGUUAUCAGUGCCAUUCAAAUGAUAUGCAGUGUUUCAGUGUACUACAGUACAGGAGAAAAUGUAUCUGCACUGUUCGGCACAGUCACAAGUCAGAUGGUUACAGCAUGCAGGUCAUACAUUACUGACAAUGGCACAUGUCAAAUAUGGGACCAAGAUGCUGAAGUCAUCAUCAAGAAAAUACAGGACUGUAUCUGCUUGUAUGAGAAGUAUCAGUCUUGCUUCCAGAAAACAAAGAAACAAACAUCGGACAAACCUGGAAAGGUGUCAUUGGAUGAUUCAGAGACAAUGAUUUUUUGGAAGUUUGACAAUUUCUGCAAGCAACUUGAAAAGAUCACAAAAAUAAUCACAGUGUUCAAGACAUUUGAAUCUCUUGGGAAAUCAAACAUUGAGGGCAUUGAGAUUCUGGCCAGACAAUUCCACACUGUGUCCAUGAAUUUGAAACGGAAGCAGUCUGAUAUGUUGGCUCCAAGGACAGCUGAAUUCCAAACCGAUUUUGCUGACUUUAUGGUUCAAGUUAGCCACAUUGAGAACCGGCUGCAGGCAUUUAUGAGGUCAUGCUUCUCAACCAUCACCUCAUCUCAGCAUGCGCUUUGCUUUGUACAGCGUUUUCAGAGGCUGAACAUUCCCUGUCUAGACACAGAAACAUCCAGCAUCUUGGGUCUUAUUCUUCAGCAUUAUGCCUCGGAAGUAGAGUUUGUGAAAAAGCUCUAUGUAAAACAGAGAGAGGACCCCCCAUUAGCUAGAAACAUGCCUCCCGUGACUGGAAGGAUUAGCUGGGUCAGGCACCUCUACAGAAAAAUAGAGGAACCCAUGUCAUACCUAAAAAAACAUUCUGACAUCCUGUGCAGCCCCGAGGGACAAGAUGUAGUCAAAAUGUUCAACCAAACUGCAUCUGCAUUUGUAGAGUUUGAGUGUGUUCAUCAUAGAGCAUGGAUGGGUGAAGUGUCAAAAUUAGACUAUGUCUUGAAUAUCACACUGCUGGUUCGACACCCAAAGACUGGAAAAUUUGUCGUCAACUUUGAUCCUGAAGUAACUGAGGUCAUUCGGGAGGCUAAGUGUUUGCUGAAGAUGGGUUUGGAGAUUCCAAAGCAGGCUCUGUGUCUGGUCAAGUUGGAAAGCAGAAUAAACACUAAUCAACUCCGACUACAGACCAUUUUGACAGAGUAUGAGUCCACUUGUGAGAACAUACCUGCAGAUUUCGCCAGCUUGAUGGCUUCAAAAAUAAAAAAUGUGGAAUCUGUGCUUCGCCAUGGGUCAGUGCAGCUCACUUGGUCAUCAUUCCUCCUGGACAAGUUCUUCCAAAAUGUUGACACUGCUUUGUUUGAGCUUAAACAUCUUGUAAAGACGGUGCAGGAUAUCUCUAAGAUACACAUUGAUGAUGUCCUUAAGGACAUCUCAGAGACUGAGCUGAUUGAGCUCCCAGAAGAUCAUGCGUCUUCAGUACAUGACCUGAUUGACUAUAAUGAGGAGUUUAAGAAGCUUUAUGAAUACUUCACUGCAAGGGUAUUAGAGGCACUGGUCAAAACAACCAGGUUAUCGCUGGAGAUCCUGAAAAGGAGAAUUUGUGCCAAAUCAACAUCAAUAAAAAGAUCUGAGUCUAAGCUGGUCCCGUUAAUAAAAUCUGAAGUCCAGCUGGUCAUACCCAAAGUGGUGAUGAUUCCCACUAUAGAUGAGAUCCAACACGCCAUAAAUCACCUAAUUGACCGGGUGUUGGAAGUUAGCAAGGGCAUUACAUGGCAGCAUUACAUGGAGUGCAGUCCCGUUGGCACAAAGAACAAAGGCGGAGAAAAAGAGAAUUUCUAUCACAGAGUAGCUGAACACAAGGACAUCAAAAAGGUGGUGGUCAUUCUCAAAACAGCAGUCAGCAGCAAGAAAGGACAAGCGACUGAUUUUCUGAAGCAGUUCAGUCCAUUUAGUGUGAUCUGGGACAAGGACAAGAACCUCAAAGUCAAGGAAUUCAUGGGCAGCCAUCCAUCCUUGAUCCAGAUUAAAUCUGAAAUCCAGCACUAUGACUCAAUUGAACAAGAAAUUGAUGAUAUCAAACCCAUUGUUGUUUUGGUGUCAACUGAGCUGUCAACAGAUCCAUUAAGGAAGGCCCUGAAAGUUGAGACCAAAGCCUGGAAGAAGCUGUUGUGCAAAUACCUGAAGGAGGAGUACAAAAAGAAAAUGAUUGACACCAGCAUACAUGCUAACAAAUACCUCACACAACUAUCUCAUCCUGUGGCUAAUCUGGAAGAUGUGCGCCUUACCAUGGGGGCCCUGUCUAAGCUUCGGGAUACUGAAAUACAAACUGAUAUGACAUUGAUAUCCAUUGAGGAAGCCUAUGAAAUUCUGACUAAAUAUGAAGCUGAGGUGACCAAAAGAGAAACAGAGGGGGUGCACAAUCUGAGGGAUCUCUUCACAAAACUUCAGUCUAAAGCUAGGUCAGUGCAAGAUGAGCUUGUUCGAAGGCAACCCAUGUUCAAACAAAGCCUUCUGGAGUGUGUUUCUACUUUCCAAAAUGAUGUUUUCACUUUUACAGAGAAAUAUGAUUCAGAAGGCCCCAUGGUUGAGGGAAUAGCUCCACAAGAAGCCAGCCGCAGGCUCCAGAGUUGUCAGGCUAAAUUUGAAGAACUGUGGAGAAAUUUCAACACAUACAGCUCUGGAGAGAAACUUCUUGGCUUGCCAGUUACACAGUAUGACUGUCUACAAAAGAAAAAAAAAGAGCUUGAUCUGCUACAGAAACUUUAUGGCCUUUAUGAUGCAGUCAUGACUAGGAUUAGCAGGUACUAUGGCAUUCUGUGGACAGAUGUGGAUAUUGAGAAGAUCAAUGCAGAACUUUUGGAAUUUCAGAACAGGUGCCGAAAGCUGCCCAAAGGGCUGAAAGAAUGGCAAGCCUUCUUGGACCUGAAGAAGACGAUUGAUGAUUUCAGUGAGUCAUGCCCUCUGCUUGAAAUGAUGGCAAAUAAAUCUAUGAUGAGAAGACACUGGGACCGGAUCACAGACCUUACAGGGCACAAAUUUGAGGUGGAGUCCAAGACCUUUACACUCCAGAACAUCAUGGAAGCACCUCUGUUGAAGUAUAAGGACGAAAUUGAGGAUAUCUCCAUAUCAGCUGUUAAGGAGAAAGAUAUUGAGGCCAAGUUGUCACAAGUGAAAGAAGUGUGGUGCAGCCAGAUCCUGAGCUUGAUGACAUUCAAGGACAGAGGAGAACUUAUGCUGAAAGGGGCAGAGACAGCAGAGAUUCUCACCACUCUGGAGGAUAGUCUGAUGGUGCUGGGUUCACUGCUGAGCAACAGGUACAGUGCCUUCUACAAAGCAGAGAUCCAGGAUUGGGUCUCCAAGCUGUCAACAACAUCUGAUGUCAUUGAACAGUGGGUUAUUGUGCAAAACCUGUGGAUCUAUUUGGAGGCUGUGUUUGUUGGAGGUGACAUUGCCAAAGACCUGCCACAGGAAGCAAAGCGAUUUCAGAAUAUUGACAAGUCAUGGAUUAAGAUCAUGCAACGAGCCCAAAAGGUCCCACAUGUGAUUGAGUGCUGUGUGGGGGAUCCAACUCUGGGACAGCUCCUGCCAGAUCUUCAGAAACAGCUGGAGUUCUGUCAAAAAUCUCUUGCAGGGUACCUUGAGAAAAAGAGGCUUCUGUUUCCACGAUUCUUCUUUGUGUCUGAUCCGGCCCUUUUGGAAAUUCUUGGUCAAGCCAGUGAUUCUCACACUAUUCAGUCACAUCUCCUUGGAGUGUUCGACAAUGUCAAUGAAGCAGAGUUUCAUGCAACAGAGUAUGAUAAGAUUUUGGCUGUUAUUUCACAAGAGGGAGAGAAACUACUGCUGGACAGUCCUGUGAUGGCACAGGGACCAGUGGAGCUCUGGCUCGGGAAGCUGUUGUUACAACAGCAAGCUUCAUUACACUCUGUUAUCAAAGCUUCAGAUCUAGAGAUCAACGAUGAAGACUUUGAUCUUCUCUCUUUCCUUGACAAGUUUCAAGCACAGGUGGGCUUGCUGGGAAUCCAGAUGCUUUGGACAAGAGAUGCAGAGGAGGCACUGCAAAAUGCUGAAGAUGACAGGGAGAUCAUGCCUUUUACCAAAAAGAAAUUCCUACAAUUACUCAGCAUUCUCAUUAAACAAACCACCUAUGACUUGAGCAAGUUUGACAGAAUCAAAUAUGAGACACUGGUCACAAUCCAUGUGCACCAGAGUGAUAUAUUUAAUGACCUAGUAAAAAAGCGUAUAAAAUCUGUCAAUGACUUUGAAUGGCUGAAGCAGAGCAGAUUUUACUACAAGGAGGAUCUGGAUAAAGUCCUUGUGUCCAUCACUAAUGUUGACUUCAUUUAUCAGAAUGAGUUCUUAGGCUGUACCGACCGUCUGGUCAUCACCCCUCUGACUGACAGGUGUUACAUCACACUCGCCCAGGCUCUGGGCAUGAGCAUGGGAGGAGCCCCUGCAGGGCCUGCCGGCACUGGGAAGACUGAAACCACAAAAGACAUGGGACGCUGCCUCGGCAAGUACGUGGUGGUGUUCAACUGCUCAGACCAGAUGGACUUCAGAGGACUUGGAAGGAUAUACAAAGGCCUUGCGCAGUCAGGGUCCUGGGGCUGCUUUGAUGAGUUCAACAGAAUCGACCUGCCAGUGCUUUCUGUUGCUGCUCAGCAGAUCUACAUUGUUCUGCAAGCACGCAAGAAACACAAAAUCUCUUUCAUCUUUACUGAUGGAGACUGUGUGGAUCUGAAUCCAGAGUUUGGCCUGUUCAUUACUAUGAACCCUGGAUAUGCAGGUCGUCAGGAACUUCCUGAAAACUUAAAAGUGCAAUUCAGGACAGUGUCAAUGAUGGUGCCAGACCGGCAGAUCAUCAUGAGAGUCAAACUAGCUAGUUGUGGAUUCAAUGACAAUGUCAUCUUAGCCCAGAAAUUCUUUGUUCUUUAUAAACUGUGUGAAGAACAACUUACAAAACAGGUCCACUAUGACUUUGGCCUGAGGAACAUCCUGUCUGUGUUGAGAACACUGGGGGCCAGUAAAAGAGCACGACCUGAUGACACAGAGUCCAGUAUUGUCAUGAGAGUGUUACGUGACAUGAAUCUUUCUAAACUGGUGGACGAGGAUGAGCCCCUCUUUCUUAGUUUGAUCAAUGACCUAUUCCCUGGUAUCCAGCUGGAUGGAAGCACAUAUACUGAACUUCAAGCUGCUGUAGCCCAUCAAGUUGAGCUUGCUGGUAUUGUUAACCACCCCCCUUGGAACCUCAAGCUGGUUCAGCUUUAUGAAGCUUCACGAGUGCGUCAUGGCCUGAUGACUCUGGGACCAAGCGGAGCUGGGAAGACCACAGUUAUCAACAUUCUAAUGCGAUCUUUGACUCAGUGUGGAACCCCACACAGGGAGAUGCGCAUGAAUCCCAAAGCAAUCACUGCACCACAGAUGUUUGGCCGUCUUGAUGCAGCCACCAAUGACUGGACUGAUGGCAUUUUUUCUACUCUAUGGAGGAGGACUCUCAAAGCCAAGAAAGGGGAGUUCAUAUGGAUUUUGCUAGAUGGCCCUGUGGACGCUAUAUGGAUUGAGAACCUCAACUCUGUGCUGGAUGAUAACAAAACACUGACCCUGGCUAAUGGUGACCGUAUCACCAUGUCUCCAUCCUGUAAGCUGGUAUUUGAGGUGCACAACAUGGAUAAUGCCUCCCCUGCUACUGUGUCCAGAGUGGGUAUGGUCUUCAUGAGCUCCUCAGCUCUCAGCUGGAGACCUAUACUCCAGGGAUGGGCUCACAAGCGCAAUGCACAGGAGGCAGAAAGCAUUAUGAGUUUAUAUGACGAAAUAUUUGAGGAUGCUUACUUGUAUGUGAAGCAAAACCUUAAACCCAAAAUGGAACUUUUGGAGUGCAACUACAUCAUGCAGUCUGUGAAUCUGCUGGAGGGCGUCAUCCCAACUAAGGAGACAGGGGGCUUGGCUGGUGACAAACACAUGGAACGCCUCUUCGUCUUCUGUCUGAUGUGGAGCCUGGGAGCCCUUUUGGAGUUGGAGGAUAGAGACAAACUGGAGGCUUAUAUUAGAUCACAUGAAAGCAGCAUUAAUGUGCCUAAAACGCAGCCAGGAGAGACUAUGUUUGAGUACAUGGUCAACCCAAAUGGUGAGUGGUGUCAUUGGAAUAACCAUGUGGGGGAGUUUAUCUAUCCAGCUGACCAUGUUCCAAACUAUGCCUCCAUCCUUGUGCCAAAUGUGGAUAAUACAAGAACCUCUUUCCUGCUGGAGGUUAUUGCCAAACAACGCAAGGCGGUACUUCUUAUUGGUGAACAAGGGACAGCCAAGACAGUGAUGAUAAAAGGCUACACAAAAAAAUAUGAUCCUGAGACAGACCUAUCCAAGUCUGUGAACUUCUCAUCUGCAACAGAACCCAUGAUGUUUCAGCGAACAGUGGAGAGCUACAUUGAGAAACGAAUUGGUAGUACCUAUGGACCCCCAGGAGGACGCCGGAUGACAGUCUUCAUUGAUGAUAUAAACAUGCCUAUUGUCAAUGAAUGGGGUGAUCAGAUCACCAAUGAGAUAGUCCGCCAGAUGAUGGAAAUGAGCGGCAUGUACAAUCUAGACAAACCAGGAGACUUCACCACUGUUGUGGACGUACAGAUACUGGCUGCCAUGAUUCACCCUGGUGGGGGGAGAAACGACAUCCCACAGAGACUGAAGAGACAGUUUACAGUCUUCAACUGUACUCUGCCAUCCAACAGCUCCAUUGAUAAGAUCUUUGGUGUCAUCGGGUGUGGAUAUUUUGAUACUUGCAGGAACUUCAAGCCUGAGAUAUUUGAUAUGGUGAAGUGCCUUGUGUCUGCAGGGAGGAUUGUAUGGCAGUGGACAAAGGGAAAAAUGCUUCCCACACCAUCCAAGUUCCACUACAUCUUCAAUUUGAGAGACUUGUCCAGAAUCUGGCAAGGAAUGUUAAAUAUUAAGGCUGAGGAGUGUGACGAUAUCCCCACUCUCUUGGCACUUUUCAAGAGUGAAUGUACAAGGGUGAUUGCUGACAGGUUUGUUUGCUUUGAGGACAGAGAGUGGUUUGAGAAGGCUUUAACUCGUGUGAUCCAAGAGCAUGUUGACCCCAGUCUUGUCCCUGAACUUCAUCCUGAGCCAUACUUUGUUGACUUCCUGCGAGAAGCUCCUGAGCCUACUGGAGAAGAAGACGAAGAUGCCUGUUUUGAUGCCCCCAAAAUCUAUGAACUGGUGCCAAGUAUUGAGUUCUUACAAGAAAAGCUGAUGAUGUAUCAGACCCAGCACAAUGAGGUUGUGAGAGGCUCCAGUCUAGAUCUGGUUUUCUUCACGGAUGCCAUGACUCAUCUUGUCAAGAUCUCACGUAUCAUUCGAACUGACACUGGAAACGCCCUGCUUGUGGGAGUGGGAGGAUCAGGCAAACAGAGCUUGACUCGCCUUGCUUCAUACAUAGCUGGAUACAGCAUCUUCCAGAUCACACUGACAAGAACAUACAACAUAAGUAAUUUCAUGGAUGACCUGAAAGUGUUGUAUAAAACAGCGGGGGCUGAGGGAAAAGGCAUCACCUUCAUCUUUACUGACAAUGAAAUCAAAGAUGAAGCCUUCCUUGAGUACCUCAACAAUGUUCUUUCUUCUGGAGAGGUCUCCAAUCUGUUUGCUAAAGAUGAGAUCACAGAGAUCACCCAGAACCUGAUACCUGUGAUGAAAAAGGAGCUUCCUCGUGUUCCACCAACUUUUGACAACCUCUAUGACUACUUCAUAACCCGGUCCAGAAAGAAUCUGCAUGUAGUUCUUUGCUUCUCACCAGUUGGACAGAAGUUUCGCUCCCGAUCCCUGAAGUUUCCAGGGUUGACUUCUGGCUGUACAAUGGACUGGUUCACCCCUUGGCCCAAUGAGGCUCUGGUGGCUGUAUCCAACUACUUCUUGUCAGAGUUUCCCAUGGUUUGCUCAACUGAUGUGAAGGCUUCUGUGGUGACCACCAUGGGUACAUAUCAUGACAAAGUAUCUGAUGCCUGUGAAAGCUACUUCGAAAGGUUUCGAAGAAAAAUUCAUGUCACCCCUAAAUCCUACCUCUCUUUUAUAAAUGGUUACAAAACACUGUACUCUGAAAAGUACAACUAUAUCAACACACUAGCAGAGCGCAUGAAUGUUGGGUUGGCCAAACUGAUGGAGGCUAGUCAGUCUGUGGCUGAACUAUCCAAAUAUCUUGAAGUCAAGGAAAAAGAGUUGGCUAUAGCAUCCGCCAAAGCUGACAAGGUGGUGGCAGAGGUGACGGUCAGUGCUGAAGCUGCCACCAUUGUAAAGAAUGAGGUCCAGGUUGUGAAGGAUAGAGCCCAGAAACUUGUGGAGGGAAUUGGAAAAGAAAAAGCUAUUGCAGAGGAAAAACUGGAAGCUGCCAGGCCAGCUUUAGAAGAGGCUAAAGCUGCACUUAAUACCAUCAAGCCUGCUGACAUUUCCACUCUGAGAAAAUUGUCCAAACCUCCACAUCUGAUUAUGAGGAUUAUGGACUCCUGCCUUCUUUUGUUCCAAAAGAAGUUAGACUCUGUCUCUAUUGAUCCAGAGCUACGCUGUGUUAUUCCAUCAUGGGGAGAAGCACUGAAGCUCAUGAGUGCUCCAGGUUUUAUGAACUCGCUCCAGCAGUUUCAAAAGGACAAAAUUAAUGAGGAAACAGUAGAACUGCUGCAGCCCUACUUUCAGAUGGUGGAUUACACAAUGGAAAAUGCCAAGAAAGUGUGUGGUAAUGUAGCUGGUCUGCUAGAAUGGACCCGGGCUAUGGCCACGUUCUUUGGCAUUAACAAAGAAGUGCUGCCACUCAAGGCUAACCUGGCCAUUCAGGAAGGCCGGCUCAGAGGGGCUAAUAAUGAGCUAAGCAAGGCUGAGGCUCAGCUGGCUGAGAAGCAAGCGGAGUUUGACAAAGUCAAGGCCAAAUGUGAUGCUGCUAUGAAAGAGAAACAGGAUUUGUUGGAUGAUGCUGAGAUGUGUAGGAAUAAAAUGCAGGCUGCGUCGGCACUUAUUGAUGGACUCAGUGGAGAGAAAAUUCGAUGGAUAGAGCAAAGCAAAGAAUUUAAAUCACAGAUCAACAGACUUGUGGGUGACGUGCUCCAGCUCACUGGCUUCUUGUCCUAUUGUGGGCCAUUUAACCAGAGUUUCCGUGACAUGUUGUUGAAGGAAAUCUGGGAAGCAGAGCUAAGGAGUCAUAAAAUCCCUUUUACAGAAAACCUCAACCUCAUUUCUGCCCUUGUGGACCCUCCCACUAUAAGUGAGUGGAACCUUCAAGGACUCCCAGGAGAUGACUUGUCUGUGCAGAAUGGCAUCAUUGUCACAAAAGCAACACGAUAUCCUCUCCUCAUCGAUCCCCAGACUCAGGGAAAAACUUGGAUUAAAGAAAAAGAAAAGGCCAAUACACUUCAAGUGACAUCAUUACAACACAAGUUCUUUCGCACCCAUCUGGAAGACUGUCUUUCCUUGGGGCGCCCACUGCUUAUUGAAGAUGUAAAUGAGGAGCUGGACCCUGCCCUUGACAAUGUCCUCGAGAAAAACUUUAUUAAAUCUGGGACCAGUUUUAAGGUUAAAGUGGGAGACAAAGAGACAAAUGUGAUGGAUGGCUUCCAGCUCUAUAUAACCUCCAAACUUCCUAAUCCAGCAUACACACCAGAAAUCAGUGCCAAGACAUCCAUCAUUGAUUUCACUGUAAACAUGAAGGGCCUUGAGAACCAGCUACUCGGUCGUGUCAUCCUCAAAGAGAAACAUGAACUAGAGGCAGAAAGACUGAAGCUAAUUGAGGAUGUAACGGCCAAUAAGAGAAAGAUGCAGGAGUUGGAAGACAACUUGCUGUACAAACUCAGCAGCACAAAAGGAUCCUUGGUUGAUGAUGACUCCAUGAUUGGCAUUCUGAGUACAACUAAGCAAACUGCUGCUGAAGUUAGUGUAAAGCUCAGUGUUGCAGCAGAUGCAGAGUUGAAGAUCAAUAUGGCUCAAGCUGAAUAUCGUCCCGUUGCCUCUCGAGGAAGCAUCCUUUACUUCCUCAUCACAGAGAUGAGCAUGGUCAACGUGAUGUACCAGACCUCCCUGGCUCAGUUCCUCAAAAUCUUUGACCUCUCACUGGAUAGGUCUGAAAAGUCCUCUAAAACUCAAAAGCGAAUCCGAAACAUUAUUGAAUAUCUGACCUUUGAGGUGUUCAGAUACACAGUAAGAGGCCUUUACGAAAACCACAAGUUCAUCUUCACACUCUUGGUGGCCCUCAAGAUUGACUUACAGAAUAACAAAAUCGAGCAAAAUAAAUUUCAGAUUCUUAUUAAAGGUGGUGCAGCUCUUGACCUAAAGACCUGCCCCAUAAAGCCAUACAGUUGGAUCCUGGAUAUGAUAUGGCUAAACUUAGUGGAACUCAGCAAAUUGCCACAGUUCACUAACAUCUUAAACCAGGUGUCUCACAAUGGGAAACACUGGAAAGCAUGGCUCAAUCUUGAUGCCCCAGAGGAAGGUGUAGUUCCAGAUGGAUACAACGCCCUUGAUGUCUUUCAUAAACUUUUGCUAAUAAGGUCUUGGUGCCCUGACCGUACCUUGUCUCAGGCAAGAAAGUAUGUGGGAGAAUCCAUGGGUGUGAGGUUUGCUGAGCCGGUCCUCUUGAACCUUCAUAACACAUGGGAGGAGAGUGAUCCUCGCACCCCUCUAAUUUGCUUCCUGUCAAUGGGCUCAGAUCCCACUGACCAAAUCGAAGCACUUGCUAAGAAACUCCAACUGGAAUGCAGAGCUAUAUCCAUGGGGCAAGGACAAGAGGUUCAUGCAAGGAAGCUUGUUCAGACAUCAAUGACACAGGGGGGCUGGGUCCUUUUGCAAAAUUGUCACCUGGGCUUGGAGUUUAUGGAUGAGUUGCUCGAAACUAUCACAACUGCAGAGACCAUGCAUGAUACUUUCAGAGUAUGGAUCACCACAGAACCACACAACCGAUUCUCCAUCACACUCCUACAGUCCUCUAUCAAGUUUACCAAUGAUCCACCCCAGGGAGUGCGUGCUGGCUUGAAAAGAACAUUUGCUGGAAUUUCACAGAACCAGUUGGAAGUCAGCAACCUGCCCACAUGGAAGCCUUUGCUGUACAGUGUGGCCUUUCUCCACACUGCUGUGCAGGAACGACGCAAAUUUGGACCACUGGGUUGGAACAUACCUUAUGAGUUCAAUUCUGCUGAUUUCACUGCAAGUGUCGAAUUUGUUGAGAGACACUUGGAUGAUUGUGGUCCCAAGAAGGAUGUGUCAUGGGUAACUGUGCGGUACAUGCUAGCUGAGGUGCAAUAUGGAGGAAGGGUUACAGAUGACUAUGACAAACGCCUGCUCAAGUGCUUUGCUCGCGUGUGGUUCAGUAAAAAGAUGUUUGACCCAUCAUUUUGCUUCUACACGGAUUACAAAAUUCCAGUGUGCAAGACAGUAGUGGAGUACAUGGAAUACAUUGAGAGCUUGCCGACUGUAGAUUCACCCCAAGCGUUGGGGCUGCAUCCUAAUGCUGAUAUCACGUAUCAGACAAACACAUCUGCUGAAGUGCUAGACACAAUCACAAAUAUUCAGCCCAAGGAAAGCGGAGGGGGAUCAGGAGAGACUAGAGAGUCCAUUGUUUACAGCAUGGCAGAGGACAUGUUGGAGAAACUGCCCCCUAAUUAUGUGCCACAUGAGGUCAAAGACAGGCUAUUGAAGAUGGGAGCUCUGAGACCAAUGAACAUCUUCCUACGUCAGGAGGUGGAUCGAAUGCAAAGGAUCAUCCGUGUGGUGCGCACUAGCCUGACUGACUUGAAGCUAGCCAUUGAUGGCACUAUCAUAAUGAGUGAGAACCUCCGUGACGCCCUGGAUAAUAUUUUCGAUGCCCGUGUGCCAAAUCUGUGGAGGAAAAUCUCCUGGGAGUCAUCCACACUGGGCUUUUGGUUCACUGAGCUUCUAGAGAGAAACAAACAGUUCCGCAGCUGGGUGUUUGAUGGAAGACCCAAAACCUUUUGGAUGACAGGCUUCUUCAACCCACAGGGGUUCCUGACAGCCAUGAGACAAGAAGUAACCAGGGCAAACAAAGGCUGGGCUCUGGACACUGUCACCCUGCACAACAAAGUACUGAAGCAGGGAAAAGAGGAGAUCACAGCCUCCCCUUCAGAGGGAGUUUAUGUAUAUGGUCUGUUCCUGGAUGGCGCUGGCUGGGACAGGAAGAACACCUGUCUCACUGAGUCCUCACCCAAAGUGCUUUUCAUACCUUUGCCUGUCAUCCAUAUGUUUGCCGUCAAUUCCACUGCACCGGUGGAUCCUAAACUCUAUGUCUGUCCUAUCUACAAGAAACCAAGGCGCACAGACUUGAAUUACAUCACAGCUGUGGUGUUGCCCACCAUCAAGUCACCAGACCACUGGAUCUUGCGUGGAGUUGCCCUUCUCUGUGACAUCACAUAAAACAUGACUGACAUGUCUUUAUUAAUGUGUAAUAUUGAUUAAAGGGAAAAUAAAUAUAUUUCUUUGACAAGAGGUAUACUUAUUGUAAGUAUUGAUCGUUACUAUUAAAUUGCCAUAUAAAAUUGAAGUAUUACACAAAAAGAAAAAGUAUGCUUUACCAUUGAGAAUGGAUGGUCUAUUAGCUGACAAAUCAUUCCAGUGGUAUAAAGCAAUGCUGAGUAAUGGUCGUUUUGCCCUUUUAUACAAUUAAUGUUCCAGGAAUGAGUAUAUUUGCCAGCUGUGUAACCUCUCAAUUGCUGAACUUAAAUUACAUUUUAAUGGAAAAACUAA
Messenger RNA from Seriola aureovittata, 13829 nucleotides. Its product is annotated as dynein axonemal heavy chain 8-like. The record is from RefSeq and is a predicted model, not a curated record. Gene Ontology annotation, biological process: microtubule-based movement. Gene Ontology annotation, molecular function: ATP binding; ATP hydrolysis activity; dynein light intermediate chain binding. Gene Ontology annotation, cellular component: dynein complex. The transcript is spliced from 90 exons. NCBI's taxonomy places the organism in Eukaryota, Metazoa, Chordata, Actinopteri, Carangiformes, Carangidae. The coding region runs from base 45 to 13499 and encodes 4484 amino acids.